GAGUUUAAACAUUUUGAUUUGGGGAGAUUUUGAGUUUAAAAUGACUGAAGAAUAAUCAGGAGAAUCUUUGAACCUGGAGCCUAGAAGUUUAGAUAAAGAUAUAGAUUUAAGAUUCAUUAGCACACAGAAGUGGAAAAUCCCAUAGACGGAGAAGCCUGGUAGGCUGCAGUCCAUGGGGUUGCUAAGAGUUGGACACGACUGAGCCACUUCACUUUCACUUUUCACUUUCAUGCAUUGGAGAAGGAAAUGGCAACCCACUCCAGUGUUCUUGCCUGGAGAAUCCCAGGGAUGGGGGAGCCUGGUGGGCUCUAUGGGGUCACACAGAGUUGGACACGACUGAGGCAACUUAGCAGCAGCAGCAGCACACAGAAGAUAGAACUAAAGGAGAGAUGAAAGAAGGCAGAUAAAUUGUUUAUUUUUUUUUUUUUGGUCUGUUAUCACUUAUUUCCCACCAGUGACUAGGCUAAUACAACAUAAUUUGCAAAUAUAUUAGUUAAAAUUAUAAUUUCUAAUAUUCUGGACAUAAAUUUUUUGCAUCUUAUUUAACAUUGCUCUAUUUAGCCAUUAGCUUUUUUCUUUUUUUUUCAAGUUUGUAUGUUUUAGACAUGGAAAAAAUAAUAAUAAACAUAUCUCAGAAAAAAGAUAAUUCUUUCUGAGGUGGAAACCACAUCUCUUCCUAUAUUCUACAGAAGACCCUGGUAAUGAACGUGCUAUCAGUAGAACCCCAAUUUCAUAAGGCAGUUUCUGAUAAUGACUCUCAAUAUGGAGCAGAUGUCCUCUUGUGUGAAACUCAAUUCAGCAAACUUUGCUAACUUCAUGUGGGGCUUCAAUUUAGGCACUGAAUUCUCGCUGAAAACAAGGGUCAGAUGUAGAGGAUCUGUAGGAACUGAGGUACAGAAACCCCUUCAGUCUUCUUUUUUAUGUAUUGCUUCUUUCUGCAGAGUUUAGGAUGACAGUGCGUUGGAUUCACUGACUUCCACGUAAGAAGCCUUGCAGUAUAGAGACCACUUUUCCUAGGAUCUGAUUUCUCCUGGGUGAGGUGAAACUCCAUGCCUCAUACGCACAAAAUAGAGACGAGACUCGGGAAUUACUGUGCUCUCUCUCUCCUUCCCGCUCCCCACGCAUGCCAGGUGCAGCUGCACUAGGGGUCGCCUCCUGGGUCUGUCCGGCUAAUUGUGGAAACCGUGUCUGCUGUUUUAUGUAACCGUGGUUUCGAAGCCUAGGAUCUCUCUGACGGGGUUAGAUCCGGCGCUGCAGCUCGCUAACUCCUUUCUGUCUCUGGAUUCCAUCUGCCCUUCCCCUGGUUUUUUCCCCCAUUCCUUUGUUCUUAGCCUAAAUCUAAUCUCUUCUGGGACCUCACAGACGGCGCGAGACAGAGGCGAAAACACCGGCAGGAUCCGGAAGCUUGGAUCCGAAUUUUCCCGGGAAUUCUGGCAAAUAGAUCUUUUAAAAGAGUACAGUCCACAAUAUUGUAAAGUAAUUAGCCUCCAACUAAUAAAAAUAAAUAAAAGAGUACAGUCCGAGAGGAGAGGGGCAAGAUAGGGGUAGAGGAUUAAGGAAUACAAAGUACUAUGUAUAAAAUAAAUAAACUAAAAGGGCAUAUUCUACAGCACAGAUAAUGUAGCCAAUAUUUUAUAACUAAAUGCAAUCUGAUUUAUAAAAAUAUUGAAUCGUUGUUGGUACACCUGAAAUUAAUAUAAAAUGUAAAUAACUAUACUUCAAAAAUAAAUUAAUAAACAUGAAAGGACAGGAUCCAUUAGAGGGCCCUGUGGAGGGUGGAGGAGGAUGGGGAAACAGCAGAAACAACGAACAGUCGAGUGGGCGGGGACAAUUGGCACCGCUUCCCGCCCGCGCGCUUUCGGUUUUCAGUCAGGUCCGCUGCUCUUGUAUAUCUGGGGUAAAAGCAGGCCUUUCUGUCCGCAAGGUUUUCUGAGCAGCUUAGUCAUGUCUGGAAGAGGCAAGGGCGGCAAAGGCUUAGGCAAGGGUGGCGCCAAGCGUCAUCGCAAAGUCCUGAGAGAUAACAUCCAAGGCAUCACCAAGCCCGCCAUUCGGCGCCUAGCUCGGCGUGGGGGAGUCAAACGCAUUUCCGGCCUCAUUUACGAGGAGACCCGAGGCGUACUGAAGGUGUUUCUGGAGAAUGUUAUUCGGGACGCCGUCACCUACACGGAGCACGCCAAGCGCAAGACGGUCACUGCCAUGGACGUGGUCUACGCGCUAAAGCGGCAGGGACGAACCCUUCCAAGUUUGAUGCAUGAAUUCGCGUCUUGGUUCGCUAUGGCUCGUACGAAGCAGACUGCCCGCAAGUCCACCGGUGGCAAGGCCCCGCGGAAGCAGCUGGCCACCAAGGCGGCUCGCAAGAGCGCGCCGGCCACGGGCGGCGUCAAGAAGCCGCACCGCUACCGGCCGGGCACCGUGGCCCUGCGGGAGAUCCGGCGCUACCAGAAGUCGACCGAGCUGCUGAUCCGCAAGCUGCCGUUCCAGCGGCUGGUGCGCGAGAUCGCGCAGGACUUCAAGACGGACCUGCGCUUCCAGAGCUCGGCCGUGAUGGCGCUGCAGGAGGCGAGCGAGGCCUACCUGGUGGGGCUGUUCGAAGACACGAACCUGUGCGCCAUCCACGCCAAGCGCGUGACCAUCAUGCCCAAAGACAUCCAGCUGGCUCGCCGCAUCCGCGGGGAGCGGGCUUAAGAAGUGUGCGCUCGGCUCGAGGUUCCAUCAAAUCCAAAGGCUCUUUUCAGAGCCACCCACGACUACACUUGAAAGAGGCUGUGUCGCUUGUCCGCCCUCUCUUGGCAGGCCUUCGCAUGCUCCGCGAGCGUAGGGCGCGCUCAAGACGGGCGGACCUUAGAGCGCGCCAAGCACUGGACUCCCAACAG
Messenger RNA from Dama dama (fallow deer), 2873 nucleotides. RefSeq lists its product as uncharacterized. The record is from RefSeq and is a predicted model, not a curated record. NCBI's taxonomy places the organism in Eukaryota, Metazoa, Chordata, Mammalia, Artiodactyla, Cervidae. Gene Ontology annotation, molecular function: DNA binding; structural constituent of chromatin; protein heterodimerization activity. The transcript has 3 exons. Gene Ontology annotation, cellular component: nucleosome. The coding region runs from base 1786 to 2685 and encodes 299 amino acids.